This is a messenger RNA of Oreochromis niloticus (Nile tilapia), 1603 nucleotides long. RefSeq names its product gap junction alpha-3 protein. The transcript is spliced from 12 exons. Gene Ontology annotation, biological process: cell-cell signaling. Gene Ontology annotation, cellular component: connexin complex. The record is from RefSeq and is a predicted model, not a curated record. Gene Ontology annotation, molecular function: gap junction channel activity. Lineage: Eukaryota; Metazoa; Chordata; Actinopteri; Cichliformes; Cichlidae. Bases 124 to 1419 code for a protein of 431 amino acids.
CUUCAGCAAGGAACAAUCAGAAGCUGGCUUCAGUUCUUUCAUCCGUGGCUAAAGUUUGGAUGACUUUUUUAUUCACACAAGAGAACAUCGAAGAUCAAACUAACUGAGAAGAAAACACACACAAUGACGAGCCAGAAAUUGGGAUUCCUCAGCAGUGUGCUGUGUAAAUGGCAUGCACAGGCCACUCUCAUUGGUAAAUAUCUGCUGCCGGUGUUGCUGCUCAUCAGAUUUGUGAUACUGGGUGCUGCAGUGCAGACAGUCUGGUUGAACGAUAAAGGGAAAUUUCAGUGCAACACUCAGCAGCCCGGCUGUGAGGUGACCUGUUUUGAUGCAGUCACACCUCUGUCUUUACCUCGUUUAUGGACGCUAGAGGAAACCCAGGUGCAGAGGGGGAAUGAUGAGGUCAAAGGUCACACUUUGUCGGUAUAUCGGGCCUGCGUGGCGUUUGUAAUUGUAGUAGAGGUUGGAUGUAGCGCGGCUCAGUGGCUCCUCUAUGGUUUCGAGUUAUCUACUGAUUUCAGCUGUGGGAGGUCUCCAUGUCCUAUGAGAGUAGACUGUUUCCUUCCCCAUGCAUGGGAGAAGACAGUAUUCCUUCGUAUUAUGUUCACAGUCUCCAGCGUGUCCAUCCUUCUGAAUGUAGUGGAGGCCGUUUGCAUGUUGAGAGCCAAGCUGAGGCGGACAGACGGUGGAGAAACCCUGCAGUCCGGUUCACAGGUUGAAGAGAGCGUCUUGAGUCGGCUGCUGGCCCUGUGGCACUCACAUGCUGGUUUCCUGGGUAAAACAGUCCUCCCAGUGUUGCAGCUGGUCCGAAUUGUUCUUGUCGGGGCCGCGGUGCAGCCAGUUUGGAGCAACGACUACUUUGUUUGUGACACUAAUCAGCCGGGCUGCAGUAGCGCUGCCUAUAAUGCUGUCUUCCCCUUCUCUGUGCAUCAGUACUGGACGCUACAGGUGGUUUUUGUUUUGGCUCCUGGUCUGAUUUACUUCUCCUACUUGGUGCACCUCCUGGUGACACAAAAACAGAGUGAAACAGGAACUGUGAUUAAACGUCAGAGCCUGUGGGCAUAUUUGGGCUUCUUGUCAGCUGUCGUCCUGCUGGAGCUGGGAUUUGCAGUGGGGCAGUGUUUGAAGUUUGGUCUAUUUCUGCCUCCAAUGUUCAAUGUAGCUGUGUCCCCAUGUCCACAUACAGUUGACUGUUUUCUCUCCCAACCAAAUGAGAAGUCAGUGUUCAUGUUCAUCAUGUUAGUUCUGGCCUGUCUGUCAGGCCUGCUGACCCUGGUGGAGAUGUGCACGGUGAUGAAGAUGGAGAAGCUCAAGAAAAAGUGCGAGGAGAACAGGAUUAAUAGCAUCCUGUGCUGUGAGAUGGUGUCAAACGACAAAGAAGAAGACGAUACUGAAAAGAAGUGGAAUGUCUCAGCGUGACACACUGACUUUCCUCAUGUGUGUUCAUGAGAUGAACACAAAUAUACAACUGAUAUGAUUCAUUUUUCUUUCUAAUCUUUUGUGUGAAACAGUAUUUAAACAAUUUAAAGCAUAUUUAGAACAACUCUUUUAUUUUGAAAAAUAAAUAUUUUUAACUCUCCCACCAAACAAUAAAAAUAGUCAU